CUGCCAUUGGUAAAAAAAGUGAAAUUAUCUCUCUCUUCUCACAUGUUCUCUUCGAAUUUUGCUUGCUCUUCUUCUUACACGACCAAUCGGAAUUUUCGCAGCUUUCAGAAACUUUACACAGAAGAGCAGGAUCUAAUUGUUGCAUCGAGUUGAUUGCUAUGACAUAGAAAAUUCUAAUUCCGGGAAGGCCUCAGAGUUUGCACUAACCUCAUAAAUCGGCUCUGGACAUUGUUGAUUGUAAUUGAACAAGAAUGUGUAGGCAAAACUGUCGCGCUAAGUCCUCGCCUGAGGAAGUGAUUUCAACUGAUGAGAAUCUCUUGAUAUAUUGUAAACCUGUUCGACUAUACAACAUCUUUCACCUUCGCUCUCUAUGCAACCCAUCGUUUCUUCCAAGAUGCUUGAACUACAAAAUUGGAGCAAAGCGCAAAAGAAAGUCAAGAUCUAAUGGGAUGGUAGUUUUCAACUAUAAGGAUUGUAAUAACACUUUACAGAAAACUGAAGUUAGGGAAGAUUGUUCUUGUCCAUUUUGUUUUAUGCUAUGUGGCAGCUUCAAGGGGCUUCAAUUUCAUUUGAAUUCGUCUCAUGAUUUAUUUGAAUUUGAGUUCAAGCUUUCUGAAGAAUACCAGACAGUUAAUGUUUCUGUAAAACUUGAUUCCUUCAUAUUUGAUGAGGAAGAAGGAAGCGAUGACGAUAAAUUUGAGCCCUUCUCUCUCUGCUCGAAACCUCGUAAGCGUAGACAAAGAGGUGGCAAAAAUAACACAAGACGACUUAAAGUUCAAUUUUUACCACUGGAUUCACCCAGUUUAGCUAAUGGCACAGAAGAUGGACUUGCCCUACUGAAUUAUGGAAACCGUGGUCUAGGAUAUCCCGAGGCAACUGGACUGUUUGAGAUGACUAGAAACACUCCGCCUGCCAUAGCUCAUUCUUCUCUGGGCGCUGAUGCAAAAGUUGUAUUAACAAGCGAAGCUGUGGUCUCUGCUACUAGGACAAAAAAAUUAUCUGCUGAGCGAUCAGAGGCUAGAAGCCACCUGCUUCUUCAGAAACGCCAAUUCUAUCAUUCUCACAGAGUGCAGCCAAUGGGGCUUGAACAAGUAAUGUCUGAUCGGGAUAGCGAGGAUGAAGUCGAUGACGUUGUUGCAGAUUUCGAAGAUCGCCAGCUGCAGAUGCUUGAUGAUUUUGUGGAUGUGAAUAAAGAUGAAAAGCAAUUCAUGCAUCUUUGGAACUCAUUUGUAAGAAAGCAAAGGGUCAUAGCAGAUGGUCAUAUCUCAUGGGCAUGUGAAGCAUUUUCAAGAUUUUACGAGAAGGAGUUGCACAGUUACUCAUCUCUCUUCUGGUGCUGGAGAUUGUUUUUGAUCAAACUAUGGAACCAUGGACUUGUCGACUCAGCCACCAUCAACAACUGCAGUACCAUCCUCGAGAAUUGCCGUAAUAGCUCAGACACCAUCAACAAUACAAGUGUGGAUCAUCCCAAUGACAUAAGCAACAAGAACACUGACGGUAUGGAUGUUGACAACAAUGACAAUAACACCAGAGACAAUUAAAUCAAAUAGGAAGAUGAUACCGAUUUAUCAGAUUGUAACUUGUUCUUCUUUUACUUUAAAAAUAUUUAGGAGCAAACAAAAAGAUGUAUUCAACUGAUUUACAUUUUUCAAUGUAUGCCUAAUUUAAAAAAAAAAAAAAAUUAAAAACU
Molecule: messenger RNA, 1690 nt
Organism: Camelina sativa (false flax)
Lineage: Eukaryota; Viridiplantae; Streptophyta; Magnoliopsida; Brassicales; Brassicaceae
Product: polycomb group protein VERNALIZATION 2
Cellular component (GO): nucleus
Molecular function (GO): chromatin DNA binding
Source: RefSeq, a predicted model, not a curated record